AUGGGUGACCUUUCUGUCGUUGUAGCAGCGCUAUCAUGUCCGUGGUGGGGCAUAUCACCCAGCAAUCUUGUCAACGGGUUUCUUGCAGCCAAGAGGGUUGUUGAGGCUCUCAAAGACGAGAACGGGUCAGAGCACAAGGCUGCGGCCGCACUAACAAGUCUCGAGCACGAGUUGGCAGCUGUUGAAGACCUUGAAGCGUUCCUGAACACUGUACAAGACGAGGCAGGACCGUCGAUGGUCCAGUAUCAGGUACUGCCUACGAGUGGUGACAUUUACAAUGAGAAAGCCAAAAGAGCAUACCGAAAACUUCAAUGGGCGUUCAGUGGCGAGAAAGAUUUCAGAGAGUCAAAUGCUCGCAUUACGGCCGCUUCAGACGGCAUUCAUCUCGACGCCAUAGUGAUCUCGGGAAGACGUACCCAGGCGGAGGUUGCGAAGUUGGAGCCUCUGAUCUCCUCAAGGGUAGACUCCGUCAGCGAGCAAGUCCAAGCCAGUCAGGCAGAAUCCACCCUCGGUACCCAACAGAUCCUUGAGAGCAUCUCCCGAUCACAUACCGACCUCUCGAAGCUGAUUCUGCAAAUGCAAACUGCUUUUGAGAAAGGGGCUCGCAGGCAGCGUAGAGAAGGUUGCGAGGCAGAGACGACACCACUGACCAUUGUCAAGCCCCGGUCACCGCGCCUGGAUACCUUGAGUGAAGUCCAUCCGUCCUUCCCUUCAUUCCAGAGACCCCGCCGGCCGCUUUGCCAACAGAUUUGGGUGUUACCUGAACAAGCCGUCACGCCGAUGUUGAUUGCUGCCCUGUGUUGUCUCACAACACGACAGCGGAUUGAAGAUACGCUCCGAGGCUUCAUCGACCUUGCGAGACCCAAUCCAGCAUCUGCAAUCCUGAUCCUAUGCGCCAUGGUGACGUUCUCACACAUGGCCGUCCGACUAUGUCCCCAGCUAUCCUUACUCGGUGCUGAUAGGGUCAGAUUCGAUGAUGCAUUUGGAUCGUCGAUAAUGCUACCCUUCUCGACAUGCGAAUAUCCAGCUGCUUUCUCGGAGUACCUGGUGCAAGGUUCCAAGGGAUAUACAUGGACGGCGCUUAUCAUUGCUGACACCUAUUACCUCAAUCAUGACUGA
Cladophialophora yegresii CBS 114405 is the source of this 1119-nucleotide messenger RNA. RefSeq lists its product as uncharacterized. The transcript is spliced from 3 exons. The record is from RefSeq and is a predicted model, not a curated record. Bases 1 to 1119 code for a protein of 372 amino acids. Lineage: Eukaryota; Fungi; Ascomycota; Eurotiomycetes; Chaetothyriales; Herpotrichiellaceae.